UGUGUUUUUACGACCCCAUUUAUUCUCUGGCUUUCUUUCUCUCUAAUCAGCUCUGCUUCCUGAUUCAUAGUAAGAAUCAUUAUCCCAAGCUUGAGAAAUGUUUCGCUACCAAAUUCUUGAUUCAGCACCCUCUUUUCAUGACUCCCUCAAGGCACUUGAGGCUGACAUUCAACAUGCCAAUAUGCUGGCAGCUUCUAUUCCAAGGGGCAAUGGAAGGGCUUGCCUUCAAAUGAAGUUAGUUUACAAUAAAUUGGCACCAAUAUUUAUGUUUUUAUUCCAAUGGAUGGAUUGCUCAUGUUCAUGUCUACUUCCAAGUCAUUUGAAUCUUUUCCAUGUAAUUGUGUACAAGGUUCAAACCAAUGGGAAGCCAAGUAUCUAUUCUUGUGGAAGAAAAGCAACCAUAAGGGAGUUCUAUAGUGUUAUAUUACCUUCUCUCGAGCGCCUUCAAGGUGAUUUAGUAGAUACGGACAUUACUGUAGAAAAAGGUCACAGCAUCGAGAUGGUUAUCAAUAGGAGUGAGGAGGAUAAGAGGAAGCACUAUGAUUUGGACUCGGAGAGAGAAAAUGAGUGUGGCAUCUGCUUAGAGUCUUGCACCAAAAUGGUUUUGCCUAAUUGCUGCCACGCUAUGUGUAUAAAGUGUUACAAUGACUGGAACACAAGGUCAGAAUCUUGUCCAUUUUGCAGGGGAAGUUUAAAGAGAGUUAAAUCAGGGGAUUUGUGGGUUCUAACAUGCAGUAGCGAAGUGAUUGAUGUGCAAACCAUAUAUAGAGAAGACAUGAUGCGUCUCUAUCUCUUUGUAAACAACUUGCCAGAAUAUAUUCCAGAUGCUGUUUUCUUUAUGUAUUAAGAGUACUUAUUUUGAUUGAAUAAUAAUAUGUACAGGUGAGAAAAAUGCCAGCCAUCAGUGUAUAGAAUGUGGUCAAUUUUUCUCUUGAUUAUUUGUUUGUAGAGUACUCAAUUAUUACAUUCUCUUGCACAAAAUAUGUCAGUU
This is a messenger RNA of Gastrolobium bilobum, 991 nucleotides long. Its product is annotated as E3 ubiquitin-protein ligase AIRP2-like. Gene Ontology annotation, biological process: protein ubiquitination. Gene Ontology annotation, molecular function: ubiquitin protein ligase activity. Bases 98 to 847 code for a protein of 249 amino acids. NCBI's taxonomy places the organism in Eukaryota, Viridiplantae, Streptophyta, Magnoliopsida, Fabales, Fabaceae. The transcript is spliced from 5 exons. The record is from RefSeq and is a predicted model, not a curated record.